AGUACUCCUUGAAAUAGACAACAGUCUGAACAACUUAACAAAAAUUCCAUCCGAAACAAAAAGAAAGCAAAAGCUACCUCUAUUUUACACAGAGAUGUAUUAAAAUUUUUGGUUAAUUUCGGUAUCCAACUGCCCAAAAAUCGUCAAACCAAUCACAGAAUGGAGUGCCAAAAGUGUGAUACUACCAGCAAUGCCGGUGACCACAGACUCGAUCCGACUAGGAAUCCCGUGGACCUCAAGCCGGAAACCACCCUGGAGAUGGAGAUUGAGGAGGCCCUGUCCUCGAGUAGUGCCGAUGACACCCCGCCGGGAAUGAUCGUGGUAGAGACGCACAUCAGUUGCUGGGAUAAGAUGCGACCCCAUCAGUCCUUCGAGAAGAACGCCACGUCAACGGAUGUUGAGGGUCCUGAGCUGCCGGCCUGCUCCGUUUCGCUGGGCAAGAAGCCCAAUGUCCAGUUCCAGAAGCUGCCGCACCCCACUCAUUCGCUGGUCAGCACGGAGGCCUCUCUGGCCGUCGCCACAUGCCCCGCCUAUGUCGCCACCUGCUCCCCGAAGCCAUCAAUUACCGAGUCCAUUGCCACACUGCGCCACUGCAUCGACGGAACCACGCAGUGCAACAACCUGACCUACGACUCCGUUUCCAACGAAUCAAUGCCCUCGCUGGGAUCGCUGGUCUGUCGAAUUUGCCACAAUGCCGACAAUCCCGAACAACUUGUGUCGCCGUGUUUGUGCAAGGGCUCGCUGACAUAUGUCCAUGUGCACUGCCUGGAGCGUUGGAUUAGCACCUCGCGCUGCACCACCUGCGAGCUCUGCCAGUUCCAGUACAACACCGAGCAGACUCUGCGGUACACCUGUGUGCAGUCGCUGCGUCUGUGGUAUUCACGGGCCAUGAGCCGCAGGGCGCUGCAGGAGGACUGCCAGAUGUUCUCGCUGCUCACCCUGGUGGCAUUCGGCAUCAUCGGCACCCUGCUGGUGGGCAUCCAGUACUACGCCCUGCACACCCACUCCUGGGGUCUGAGCAAACUCUGGACCAAGUCCUGGAUGCUGUUCUUUUUGUUCAUGACGGUGAUUAUCGUUUACUUUGCCAACAUUUACAUGCUGAUCAAGUCCCAGCUGACGCCCUGGUAUCGCUGGUGGCAGUCUGCUCGAGACAUAAAACUUAUCCUGGAGAACCGACGGCCCUUUCCCAAUCCGAGUCGCUUUCUGCGGCCAUUACACCUGGAGACGGCCUCGACAACAGCCUCCAUGUUCACCCACCACGAUCAGCAGGAGGGGCCCAUGCCCAGCCGUCCGCCGGCCAUCAGCUUGAUCAGCUCCAGCGAAGAGGAGGUUGAGGAGAGGUUGGCCCACAAAUGGGGCACCCGCCUGGACAGUGAUGUCCUUGCCGCAGUUGUGGCGGCCACUGUGGAAUCGAUUGCGGACGCCAGUGCCCGCGAGAGCGACAAACAAGCCGAGCAACAGCAGCAGCAGCAGCAGCAACAUCAGUCGCAGCAGCAGCAGCAACAGCAAGCUCAGCAGCAACAUCAAGCUCAGCAGCAACAGCAAGCACAACAGCCGGAAGGUGGCAACUGAAAGGGCAAUGACAAAUACUGGACUCGGUCUCGGGGGGAUUGGGAGCUCCUCACUCCCGGGUCUGGGCAAGUAAUUAAGGCUCCAAGGGCAAGGAUUUUUGCUUGGCUUUCGUUGUUUGCGUGUCAUUUGUUUAAUGUAGUUUCAAUGCUUUUAAUGAACUUUCCCGAUGAGGGCUCGA
Drosophila elegans is the source of this 1750-nucleotide messenger RNA. RefSeq lists its product as uncharacterized. Lineage: Eukaryota; Metazoa; Arthropoda; Insecta; Diptera; Drosophilidae. The record is from RefSeq and is a predicted model, not a curated record. The transcript has 6 exons. Gene Ontology annotation, biological process: protein ubiquitination. Gene Ontology annotation, molecular function: zinc ion binding; ubiquitin-protein transferase activity. Bases 160 to 1572 code for a protein of 470 amino acids.